AGAAGAAGAAGGAAAGACGGGAGGUUUGCUCUCCGAUCUCCGGGCUGCAGCUGCAUGAUGGAUGCGGAGCUAAGAAGAACCUUGUGGAUUUUGUUUCCGGUCCUGCUCGUCUCUUUUUCAAGAGGGACGUUUUCUGAAGAUGUUUGUGACAGCGCGUUGGUGUCCAAUCUGCCGCCGUCAGCCUUCCGCAGCUCUUCCCAGCUGUCCAGCAGUCACGCUCCGGUCUUCGCCAAACUCAACAGGCGAGACGGAGCAGGAGGCUGGUCUCCGCUCACUUCAAACUCGUAUCAGUGGCUAGAGGUGGACCUUGGACAGAGGACCAGGAUCACAGCGGUGGCCACGCAGGGUCGCUACGGCAGCUCUGAUUGGCUGACGUCCUACCUGUUGAUGUUCAGCGAUACGGGACACAACUGGAAGCAGUACCGGCUGGAGGACAGCAUCGGGUCUCUUACAGGCAACAGUAAUGCAGACAGUGUGGUUCUGUACAAGCUGCAGCAGCCGGCCAUCGCUCGCUUCCUCCGACUCAUUCCUCUGGGAUGGAACCCGAGCGGACGCAUCGGACUCCGGCUAGAGACGUACGGGUGUCCUUACAUUUAUGAGGUGAUGUCAUUGGACGGCAGCAGCGGUCUGGUGUACAGUUGGAGCGGCGGGCCGAGGCGAGCGUCCAAAGAGGAGGUCUCUGUGAACUUUAAGAGCCUGUGGAAUCGGGGCCCACUGUUGCAAGCUGACGGACCGUCUGGGCUGAGCCUCAGUCUGGAGCUGGAGGGAGGAAAAGUGUUGCUUCUGCUCCGAGAAGCCUGGACUUCCUUCCCCGGACCACGUCGUCUGGCCUCGCUGGGCAGCCUGCUGGACGACCAGCAGUGGCACCUAGUGGCCAUAGAGUGUCACGGCACUCGGUGCAAUCUGACCGUGGACCAGCACACAGAGACGGUGGAUCUGCCGCCAACUUUUGACAACUGGCACAUCCAGCAGCUGAGUGUGGGGGUGUUGCCCAAACCUGACCCCCCCAGUAGGAUGUUCGAAGGUUGCCUGGAGAACCUUCAGUACAACGACCAGAACCUGAUCGAACUGGCCAGACGCAGCGACCAUCAAGUGACGAUGACGGGCAAUGUCACCUUCGCUUGCACCGAGCCACUCUCCGUCGCCGUGACGUUCCCCGGGCCCCGCAGCUUCCUGCGGUUGCCGGGGGCAACGGGCCCCGUGCCUGGGGCGGUGACGGUGGACUUCCAGUUCAGGACGUGGAACGAGGCGGGGCUGCUGCUCACUUUUGAGCUGUCCCGGCAAGCGGGGGCGCUGUGGCUGUACCUGAGCGAGGGCCGGCUGAGGCUUCACGUUGAGAAGGCGGGCAGGGUGCUGCUGGAGAUCAGGGCAGGAUCUGCUCUCAAUGACGGUCAGUGGCAUUCAGUGGAGCUGAGGUCCAGACGAGGUCACCUGACCAUCAGCGUGGACAAAGACGAAGGCGGAAGUGGCGUCGCUCAUUCCAGCCCCUCCUUUCCUGUUGCCAUCGAGAAGGAUCUGUUCUUUGGUGGAUGUCCUGUGGAGGACGAGAAGCAGGAGUGCAGGAAUCCUUUUAGCAUCUUCCAGGGCUGCAUUCGACAGCUUCUCCUGGACCAGCAGCAUGUGGACCUCAUCCUGGUGCAACAACAGAAGCUGGGAAACUACAGCGACCUCCUGAUUGACAUGUGUGGCAUCAAUGACAGGUGUUCUCCCAGUCGCUGUGAGCACGGCGGCCGCUGCAGUCAAUCCUGGACUCACUUUCACUGCAACUGCAGCGACAGCGGCUACAGCGGCGCCACCUGCCACAGCUCGGUGUUUGAGCGGUCAUGUGAGGCAUACAAACACAACGGCAACACUUCUGGAUAUUUCUCCAUCGACGUGGACGGCAGCGGACCGCUUAAACCACAGCUGGUUUACUGCAACAUGACAGAGGAGGACACGUGGUUGGAGAUUCAUCACAACAACACGGAGCUGACCACGGUGAGGCAGUCCGGUGCGGAACAUCAACAUUUAGUUCGGCUGGACUAUAAAGCGAGCGAAGAGCAGCUGUCGGCCGUCACCCGCCAGUCGGAUCACUGUGAGCAGGAACUGUCCUACCACUGCAGGAAGUCCCGCCUCCUCAACACUCCUGAGGGCUCUCCGUUAAGCUGGUGGCUGGGCGGUGCCGGUCCGGGUCAACGACAGAAUUAUUGGGGCGGGGCCCAGCCAGGAAGCCAGCGGUGUGCAUGUGGCCAGCGGGGCAACUGUUUGGACCCACAACAUUACUGCAACUGUGACGCUGACAGCGCUGAGUGGACUGAAGACUCUGGGCUGCUCAGCAACAAAGAGAGCCUCCCUGUCAGGUCUCUGGUGCUGGGUGACGUCCAGAGGCCGGGCUCGGAGGCCGCCUAUAGGGUGGGGCCGCUGCGUUGCCAUGGAGACAAGAACUUCUGGAACGCCGCCUUUUUUGACAAGGAGACGUCCUACCUCCACUUCCCUACUUUCCACGGGGAGCUGAGCGCGGAGAUUUCCUUCAUGUUCAAAACCACCGCUCCCUUCGGCGUGUUCCUGGAAAACCUGGGCAUCCGAGACUUCAUCCGGAUCGAAAUGAGCUCUCCCACUCGGGUGGUUUUCUCCUUCGACGUGGGCAAUGGACCGCUGGAAGUGCACGUGGAGUCCAGUGCCCCGCUGAACGACGACCGGUGGCAUCAGGUUCGCGUGGAGCGCAACAUAAAGGAGGCGUCCCUGCGACUGGAUGCACUUCCUGCCGCCACAUUGGAGGCUCCUGCCGACGGACACGUUCACCUGCAGCUUAACAGCCAGCUCUUCAUCGGGGGCACGGCAUCCCGGCAAAAGGGCUUCCGGGGUUGCAUCCGCGCCCUGCAGCUCAACGGCGCCACCCUGGACCUGGAAGAGAGGGCCCGCAUCACACCCGGCGUCGGACCCGGCUGCCCGGGUCACUGCAGCAGCUACGGCCCCCUGUGCCGCAACCACGGGCGUUGUCUGGAGAGAAGCAACGGCUUCCGCUGCGACUGCGGCCCGUCGGCCUACGCCGGAGUCUUCUGUCACGCAGAAGUGUCAGCUGUUUUCAAGCCGACGACGUCUGUCCGCUACACCUUCAAAGAGUCCUACAAUUGGAGCAAGAACAUCAGCGCGCCGCCAUCCUCCAUCUUGUCUGACUUGAGCCCGAGGGCGGAGAACGUGUCCCUGAGCUUCAGGACCACCCAGAGUCCAGCUCUUCUGCUCUACGUGUCUUCGUCCCAGCGGGAGUACCUGGCCCUGCUGAUCAACAAGCACGAUAAGCUGGAGGUGCGCUACAAGCUACACGGCAGCAGAGAAGUAGAAGUGUUGAGGAGCAAAGCAAAGACUUUGGCUGACGGUCGUCUUCACACACUCAACAUGAGGAGAAUGACGGACGUCGUGUCUCUGCAGGUAGACCAAAACGCCAGAGAACACUUUAACCUGACGUCUGAUGGAGAAUUUAACGGCGUCAAGGCGCUGUUGCUGGGCAGAAUAAAGGAUCCGGGAGACGUGGAUCCAGACUUGAUCCGCUUGGCCUCCCUGGGCUUCAGCGGCUGUCUGUCGGUGGUGCGCUUCAACGCCGUCAGCCCCUUGAAAGACGCCCUGCUCCAGCCGCCCGGCGCCGGCCCCCACGCCUUCGUCAGCGGCCCGCUGCUCAGCUCCACUUGCGGAUCCACCAUGUCCAGCAACCCCUACGCGGCUCACGACACUCCACACCUGUCAGACCCGUCAGGUUCAGGCCAACCUUUAGUCAAUGCCAUCCGGACUGACUCGGCUCUGAUUGGAGGCGUCAUCGCCGUGGUCAUCUUCGUGAUGCUGGCCGGCCUGGCGGUCGCCGCCAAGCUCCUGUACCACAGGAAGGAGACCUAUCGGAACCAAGAAGUGAAAGACGCCAAUUGCGAGGACGGCCAGGACUUCGCGUUCAACCGCCAGACGGACUCCCAGAAUGCCACGGGGCAGAACCCGAAGGAGUAUUUCAUCUAGGAAGACGAAGAGUUCACGCAUGACAACUUCCCACUUGGACCUUUUCGUCUCUUUAAAGACCGAGUGAAAGUGACGACACGUGUAAAUAGUCACUUGUACAUAGGAACUUUUUUGUGUCUUUGUAUGAGCGCCAUCAAGUUAUUUUAUGAUCACCGCCAGACUUUGCAUCCAUUUCCCUAAAAUUCUAAAUUCUGAGACACGCAAAAGUCUUAGUCCAGGACAAACUUAAAGUGUUUGAAUGAGCUUUUACACUAUAAAUUAUUAUAUAUUCAUAGACACCGUAUUUCCUUGAAUUGCCUACGGGCCGCUAAUUAUUUUAAACCCUCUUCUCACUCCGGUGCUUACCAUGCGGUAAAUUUAGGCCUGCGCUUAUAAAUUUGAGUGUGAUGUAAGGAUAUCAUCAUGAAAAGCACAUUUAAUAUAAAAAACAUUAUUAUGGUCUUACCUUUACUUAUAAAUGAAGUCCAUGCGCAUCUCCUUCUGAUCAAAAGCAUCGAUAACUUGUUUAUAGAAGUCUUCCUUAUCUUUCUUCAGUUUUAAAAGUAUCUCUGUCUCGAUGGAGAUCUUCUUUUAUUACCUCCUGCUUCGAUUGAAAAUCCAGUUUAGAAAACAGUUUUAUUUUACAUAUCCUCCAUGUUAAAAGUGCAAGCGAGAGGAAAAAAUAAACAAUCGCUGCUCACUCUUGCUGCUUGUUGUCACUUCUUCUGCAGCCGAGUAGUCGCAAGAAGGAUCACUAGCGCCCUCUACCACCAGGAGGCGGGAGUCAUUUAAUGACUCAUAUUUGACACACGCAGCUACGGUAUAUUAAUAAAACAUAGCUGCUUACUGUUCUUUUUAGCAUAUUCAAUAGCUCUUAAUCUUCUUCCCUUUACGCGAUUUCAAAUUUUUGAAAUCAGCCUCCUUCAUUUUGAAAAUGAUGACAGGUGAAGUGUCACUCGUGACGUGACGAGUUUGACCCGUAGGAAAUUUUAGGCAUAUGCUAAUUAUUUUGUGAAACGAGUUUGACCCGGCGGAAAUCCUGAGCCGGCAGUAAUGCUAAGCACGCGCUAAUUAUUUUGCGAAAAGAGUUUGACCUGGCAGUAAUUCUAGGCAGGUGCAUACUGUAUACCCGGCGGCAAUUCAAGGAAAUACGUUAAUACAAUACACACUAAACACAAGGAUUUACUGCAGGGGUGUCCGAACACACACUUUGGUGUAUUUUGCACAUGAAAGACACAAUCAAUCCAUCCAUUCAUUUACUACCGCUUGUCCCUCCUGGGGUGGCAGCGGGUGCAGGAGCCUAUCUCAGCGGCAUUCGGGCAGAAGGCGGUGUACAGCCUGGACAAGUCGCCUCCUUAUCGCAGGGCCAACACAGAUAGACAGACAACAUUCACACCAUUUAGUGUUGACACAAUCCAAUGUAGGUCAAUAUACUUUAGUACAGGGGGUCCCCAAACUUACUGACUCGGGGGCCGCAUUGGGUUAAAACAAUUUGGCUGGGGGCCGGACCGUGUGUAUAUAUAGUCCUGGUCAAAAGUUUACAUACACUUGUAAAGAACAAUGUCAUAGCUGUCUUGAGUUUCAAAUAAUUUCUACAACUGUUAUUUUUUUGUGAUGGAGUGAUUGGAGCACAUACUUGUUGGUCACAAAAAACAUUCCUGAAGUUUGGUUCUUUUAUGAAUUUUUUAUGGGUCUACUGAAAAUGUGACUAAAUCUGCUGGGUCAAAAGUAUACAUACAGCCAGAGGUGGGGAGUAACGCACUACAUUUACUCUUUUACAUCUACUUGAGUAACUUUUGGGAUAAAUUGUACUUCUAAGAGUAGUUUUAAUGCAACAUACUUUUACUUUUACUUGAGUAUAUUUAUAGAGAAGAAACGCUACUUUUACUCCACUCCAUUCAGCUUGCUACUGAUUUUUAUCGAUCUGUUAAUGCACGUUUUGUUGGUUUUGUCAGACAGACCUUCAAAGUAGGAUCUAUCACAUGACUCCGUUUCACCAAUCAAAUGCAGUCACUGGUGACGUUUGACUCCGUUUCACCAAUCAAAUGCAGUCACUGGUGACGUUUGACUCCGUUUCACCAAUCAAAUGCAGUCACUGGUGACGUUUGACUCCGUUUCACCAAUCAAAUGCAGUCACUGGUGACGUUUGACUCCGUUUCACCAAUCAAAUGCAGUCACUGGUGACGUUUGACUCCCGUUUCACCAAUCAAAUUCAGUCACUGGUGACGUUUGACUCCCGUUUCACCAAUCAAAUGCAGUCACUGGUGACGUUUGACUCCCGUUUCACCAAUCAAAUCCAUUCACUGGUGACGUUUGACUCCGUUUCACCAAUCAAAUGGAGUCACUGGUGACGUUUGACUCCCGUUUCACCAAUCAAAUGCAGUCACUGGUGACGUUUGACUCCCGUUUCACCAAUCAAAUGCAGUCACUGGUGGCGUUUGACUCCGUUUCACAAAUCAAACAAAGCCAGGCGGUCACAUGAUUAACUGCACAUUUUUUUAUUAUUUUUUUUUAUAAAACUUUAUUUAUAAACUUCAACACUUACAAAUAGUUGAAAAUAAUAAUCAACGUAAGUACAAAAACAGUACAGAAGAGUAUAAAAACCGUACAAAACAGCGCCGGGGGUUAUAAAUUCUAAGUAACUAAAAUAGAAUGCAAAAAAGAUAUAUAUAUACAUAUAUAUAUAUAUACAUAUAUAUAUUAUAUAUAUAUAUAUAUAUAUAUAUAUAUAUAUAUAUAUAAAUAAUCAACAAGGUGCAAAGCCAUAGGCUCACUCAAUCUCAGUAAAUAACUUACCUUUGGAACACAGCAUCAUUGUUUUCACAGCUUUUAGGUUGUUAGAGUUAGAGUGUUUUAAUGUAGAGUUCUAAAUCUUUUUUAAUGGCACAAAAACAGGUCGGGUAUUGAGAAACUUACAUUUAUGAAUAUAAAACUUAGCCAAUAGUAUAAUGAGGUUGCAAAGAUAAAAUUCAUUUUCAAAUUGUUUUUCAAUACAGUGUAAAACCAAAAAUAUAUUAUUUAAUAUAUACUAUUGUUUUAGUUGCUUAAGAGAUAUUCCUGGCUCUGAAUUUGUUCAUUGCUAUUUUUAUCUUUUUGUGCAUUACUUGUUGCCGUCAUCAUUAAACAAACAGGUUACUCAUCAGUUACUCAGUACUUGAGUAGUUUUUUCACAACAUACUUUUUACUUUUACUCAAGUAAAUAUUUGGGUGACUACUCCUUACUUUUACUUGAGUAAUACAUCUCUAAAGUAACAGUACUCUUACUUGAGUACAAUUUCUGGCUACUCUACCCACCUCAGCAUACAGCAAUGUUAAUUUUUGGUCACAUGUCCCUUGGCAAGUUUUACUGGAAUAAGGCGCUUUUGGUAGCCAUCCACAAGCUUCUGGUUGAAUUUUUGACCACUCUUCUUGACAGAAUUGGUGCAGUUUAGCUAAAUUUGUUUAUUUUUCUGACAUGGACUUGUUUCUUCAGCAUUGUCCACACGUUUAAGUCAAGACUUUGGGAAGGCCAUUCUAAAACCUUCAUUCUAGCCUGAUUUAGCCAUUCUUUUACCACGUUUGACGUGUGUUUAGGGUCAUUGUCCUGUUGGAAAACCCAAGUGCGUCCAAGACCUGAUGAUUUUAGGUUGUCCUGAAGAAUUUAGAGGUAAUCCUCCUUUUUCAUUGUCACAUUUACUCUCCGUAAAGCACCAGUUUCAAUGGCAGCAAAACAGGCCCAGAACAUAAUACUACCACCACCAUGCUGGACAGUAGGUUUUGUGUUCAUGGGAUUAAAGGCCUCACCUUUUCUCCUUCAAACAAAUUGCUGGGUAUUGUGGCCAAUCAGCUAAAUUGUUCACAUCACACAGACAAAGAUAAGACCUUCUGGAGGAAAGGAAAGUUCUGCGGGCCGGAUUUUGGACGCUGGCUGGCCGGAUACGUAGUUUGGAGACCCCUGCUCGAGUAUACGCUGUACAAGUUUUGUAUUAUAGCCGACAAAGCAAAUCAGUGUGAUAUCCAAUAAUAUAGCUCAUUAUUAAUCUAGUUUAUUGUCACAAUAUGCUAAGAAGCUAUUAAACACAUGUCCCCCGGGACACACUUUGGACACCCCUGCUUUCUUUCACACGACGAUUUUUCUGCACUUUUUCCAAGUCCAAGCUGUAUAUAAAUAUUUAUGUAUUUGUGUAACAAGAGAGGGCGUGGCCAAGAAGUGUGCUGGUACAUCGAUGACGAUCAAAUGUUCAAAAAUCGAUUAUUUUCCAUGAUAAGUGAAAUCACAAAAAAUGUUGGUCGCCACGCAAAAAGCGGCCUGGAGCGUUUCAAAAGGCAAACUAUUGUAAUGUCAAACGUCGAUUUGACAACGUCUUUUGUCUACCACUUAUAUCUAUGAUCUACCAUUUAUAUGGCGUCUACCGUGUUGUUAAUGAAGACAAGCAGGUGGUCGAUCAACAAUUGCUUUAAUGCCGAACUGUACUGUCAUUGGAGUGUCAAAUGGGACAAAAUUGAAUAAAUAUUUAAAUACUUACUUAAAUGUGUCAUUAAUUAUGAUUGGGAUUAAUUACAUAUGUUAAUAAAUGUGUCCUUAAUUUA
This is a messenger RNA of Nerophis ophidion (straightnose pipefish), 8529 nucleotides long. RefSeq names its product contactin-associated protein-like 4. The transcript has 24 exons. The coding region runs from base 55 to 3981 and encodes 1308 amino acids. Lineage: Eukaryota; Metazoa; Chordata; Actinopteri; Syngnathiformes; Syngnathidae. The record is from RefSeq and is a predicted model, not a curated record.